Messenger RNA from Gallus gallus (chicken), 991 nucleotides. It is a transcript of the gene MOB1A, whose product is annotated as MOB kinase activator 1A. Gene Ontology annotation, biological process: hippo signaling; positive regulation of protein phosphorylation. The record is from RefSeq and is a predicted model, not a curated record. Bases 72 to 722 code for a protein of 216 amino acids. Gene Ontology annotation, molecular function: protein kinase activator activity. Gene Ontology annotation, cellular component: nucleus; cytoplasm. Lineage: Eukaryota; Metazoa; Chordata; Aves; Galliformes; Phasianidae. The transcript is spliced from 6 exons.
GGGUCUCGCGAGUGUUGGCGGCUGGGGCGGGAGCUGCCGGCGGCACUCUCCCUGAGGCCGCGCCGCUCGCCAUGAGCUUCCUCUUUGGGAGUCGAUCUUCGAAAACAUUCAAACCCAAGAAGAAUAUUCCUGAAGGCUCCCAUCAGUAUGAGCUCCUGAAACAUGCAGAAGCCACUCUUGGGAGUGGCAAUCUCAGGCAAGCGGUUAUGCUGCCGGAGGGAGAGGACCUUAAUGAGUGGAUUGCAGUUAACACGGUGGAUUUCUUCAACCAAAUCAAUAUGCUGUAUGGGACCAUCACAGAGUUUUGCACAGAGGCAAGCUGUCCAGUCAUGUCUGCUGGACCAAGAUACGAGUACCACUGGGCAGACGGUACCAACAUAAAGAAGCCAAUUAAGUGCUCAGCUCCAAAGUACAUUGAUUACUUAAUGACGUGGGUUCAGGAUCAGCUGGAUGACGAAACCCUCUUCCCUUCAAAGAUCGGUGUCCCUUUUCCCAAGAACUUCAUGUCUGUGGCCAAGACCAUCCUGAAGCGACUCUUCCGUGUGUAUGCCCACAUUUACCACCAGCACUUCGAUUCCGUCAUGCGGCUGCAGGAGGAGGCACACCUCAACACCUCCUUCAAGCACUUUAUCUUCUUUGUGCAGGAAUUCAACUUGAUCGACAGGCGGGAGUUGGCUCCGCUGCAGGAACUCAUUGAGAAGCUGGGUUCCAAAGACAGAUAAACUUUCCCUGGGAGGACCCACUCAACUUCCAGUCGUGGCCACUCCUUUCUGCUUUGUCCACAGCCAUUCUCCCCUUCACCCUCAGCGACACGAGCCCCGACGAGCCGGAUCAUGUGCCGGCUGGCGCUGCCUCACUCAGUCUCGCAGGCCUUUGGCAAAACAGCAUUUGUACUGUGCUGCAACAGCCUUUGUCACCUUGUGAGUGGUGGCUGAGCUGUGGUGCCUGGCACUGUUUUGUCCACUUUUUUUUUUUUUUUUUUUUUAAUUUU